GCUGAUAUCGAUGUUGACUUCUGUUUUGAACAGUAACAUUGUGUUUUAGGUUAGAAUUGUAAUUCUAUUUGAAAUAUUGAAAAGAAAAUUUUCACCAGAUAUUUGAGUUCAACAUUGAAAUGAGUUGGGAUUUAUUUUUGUGUUUACUAAAUAAUUGUUUUGUAUUGCAUAUUAACAUAGUCUAUUCUUAACAAUUUAUUACAUUUACAGUAGUAUUUUGAAAUGGAUUUAGAACAAACACCAAGCAUUUUAGUUGUAAGUUGCUGUGAUAUGGAGCCAAGAUGCAUUGUCAAAAUGAUUCUAGAUGAAGAGAACACUAAAGUUUGUAGUGAACUGAUAGAAGGAGUUGAAGCAUUCCCUUGGCACAUCAGUACGAAGUAUUAUGAGACAGAUGUUGUAUUGUUUACACUGACAAAAAAAGUGUUACUACCUCAGAAUUUAGCUAGAGGAGUACAAGCUCUUGUUGUGUUCUUUGACAGUUCUGUGGAUGAUGGGCUGGAACGUAUGGAGAGCUGGAUGUCAUUCCUAAGAGAUUACGAUGUGGAUGUCAAUAUUCUCCUUUGUGAUCGCUGCAAUGAUAGUCCUUCUUCAGGGGUCUCUAAGCGAACAGCUCAAGAAUGGUGUGUAAAGCAAGGCUUCGAGCUGGUGGAAUUAAACCCAGAGUUGGAUGAGGAGUGGGAAGCUGAGCAAGAUUUCAUAGAAACAACUGGUAUCAAGCGAGUUGUGCAAGCCUUGCACGCUCACGUCUGGCCCAACCUCACCAUGAAAG
Molecule: messenger RNA, 769 nt
Organism: Homalodisca vitripennis (glassy-winged sharpshooter)
Lineage: Eukaryota; Metazoa; Arthropoda; Insecta; Hemiptera; Cicadellidae
Product: alpha- and gamma-adaptin-binding protein p34-like
Source: RefSeq, a predicted model, not a curated record